GCAGUAGAAGUGAACACAUUACUUGGAGAUGUGUUGAAACAUGUUGGAUGCGACCAAUCCCAUGAACAGGUGCAUUACCCAGCUCUGCUGGCACUGGUGUCAACAGCCUUAACUAAUUCUCCUGAUGCUCAAACUCUCUUCACCAUGAAUCACUUCCAGGGAUUGCUGAGUGUUUUCCAAAGGGACAGUGUAAGCACAGGAGAUGGAGUAACUCGUGGGGUAGUUGAGGCUCUCUUAGCUCACCACCCAGGGGAUUUCACUGACCCAACUCUAGUACAGCAUCUCCUCACAUUCUGUGGUGCUUUACAUGAUUCAAUUAAUGCACUUACAACAGAUGAUGAAAAACGUCAGUUAUCGCUGUUGAUCACCUCCUUUAUUCAUCAAGUUAAUUUUGGAAAUGACUUUGAGCAACAGUUAGAUUUUUAUGUCAAUGCCAGAGCAGCUUUCUCUAAUCUGGAUUCAGUACUUGUCUCCCUAGUGCAGUGUGUGUGUCAGUUAGCCAUGGCAACAUGGGGAAAGAUCCGAGGCAUGCACACAGGCAAGACUGCAGCAUUUGUGAGAGCUUGUUCAGCUUACUGCUUUAUUACAGUUCCAUCUCUUGCUUCACCUGUGACUCGCCUUCGACUAUAUCUUCUUUCAGGGAGUGUUGCACUCUUAAACAACUGUUUAGGACAAGGAGAUGCAUGCAUGAAGGCAGCAAUUAGGGAAGUGCUGGAAGUAGCUGGCACACAAGAAACUAUCACAUUUAGUCAAAGUGGCGAGAUUCUUUGCCCAAUUGUUGCAAAUCUAGCCUCAGCCUUAAUUGCUACACCUGAUCCUCCUGAUGUGUCACCCCCACUCUAUCUCCUGCGAGGCCUUACAAAUGCAGUCAGAACAUAUUCUUGGCCUAAAGAUACUGAUCUUCAAGCAAUGAUGUCAAUUUCAUUGCUUCAUGCUUUAUCUGCUGCAGCUCAAGAUGUCUUGCCCUACCACGUACAUUCUGUGGAGGGCAAUGACACCCUCUAUGGGGGGGAUCCUCUUGUCAAGCAGGAAGCAGAACAGUUAUCUUCUGUGUUACUACAGGAUGUACUUUCACAUAUAAAGGGAUUGACUGGCAUUCAAGAGAAGAGAAGUGGACCAUUAACACAGGGGCUGUUUUGGUGUAUUAUAACUUGGAGUGAUCUAUCUCAAACCCCAAUGAUGAAUUUGGCAGUCUUUGUGUGGGCUUUAGUGAAAAAGCAUAAUUCUGCCCAGACAGUG
Molecule: messenger RNA, 1239 nt
Organism: Penaeus vannamei (Pacific white shrimp)
Lineage: Eukaryota; Metazoa; Arthropoda; Malacostraca; Decapoda; Penaeidae
Source: RefSeq, a predicted model, not a curated record